ACACUGUUACUGGGUGCCAUCACUCUUCAAUUCCGGUUGCUGAGCCUUUUCACCCCCUUGCUCUGUCUUCAAAUGGAAAUGAUUUCUAUUGGCCCAAGGUGUCCAUGUAAAUAGGUGUAAAUGAAACCAGAUUAUGCCUUUCUCUCAGCCCCCUCCUCCCAAGGCGAUUGUCAUGUGAUAGCAAAGAAGUGGCACAUUAAUGAAGCGCCUCUACAGGGGUCUUUUCUGCUCAUGUCACCACAUAAAACUAUCAGAUGGUUAGAGGAAGGACAUGGAGGUAGCUACUUAGCUCAUCUUAUCAAGAAAGGGAGAAGAGAUCUGCUCUAUUCAGCCGGUUUGUGGGAAAAAGAAGCUUACUGCCGCUUGCUUAAGUAAAGAUCACAGCUCAUCUACGAAAAGCAGACUGUUUUCUUAGGACGACUUACAAGACCCACAACCUCCAAACUCCGGACUUCCUACCUUGUAAACAGUGAACAGUUUACUUCAAUUGCGAACUUUAAACAACUUCGAAGCUGGGACAGACGUUACCGUGACUCUCUCGAGAACGAUAAACAAGACCUAUGUAUCAACAGAUUUUCUGUUCGCCCACGUUCAGGUAUUGAGCAAACAACUAUUCAGUACAAAUGAAGUUUUGAUGUAUUUAUUUUAAUGAGAUUUCGCGAGAAGAACGGCGAGAAGCUUUCAUUUUUAGACCUGUCAAGGAUUAGCGCUGAUUAGACGUCUUUCGCAGAGUCUGAAGAAGUACAUACGAAGAUGCCUCGACCAGGGAGAAACACGUACAGUGACCAGAAACCUCCGUAUUCCUACAUUUCACUGACUGCCAUGGCUAUCCAGAGCUCGCCGGAGAAAAUGCUGCCUCUCAGCGAGAUAUACAAGUUCAUAAUGGACAGAUUUCCUUAUUACAGAGAAAACACCCAAAGAUGGCAGAACUCUUUGCGGCACAACUUAUCGUUUAACGACUGCUUCAUUAAAAUCCCACGGCGACCGGAUCAGCCGGGUAAGGGAAGUUUUUGGGCACUUCACCCCAGCUGUGGUGACAUGUUCGAGAACGGAAGCUUCCUGAGACGCCGCAAACGCUUCAAGGUGAUGAUGACAUCAGACCAUUUGGCACCAAGCAAGCCCUCUGAUGCUGCCCAUUACCUCCAACAACAGGCCAAACUCAGACUGAGUGCUUUGGCAGCCACGGGCACACACCUACCCCAGAUGUCCACCUACAAUUUAGGAGUGUCACAGCCAUCUACUUUCAAGCACCCUUUUGCCAUUGAGAACAUCAUUGCCAGAGAAUACAAGAUGCCCGGAGGACUCGCCUUUUCCACCAUGCAGUCCAUGUCUGCUGGCUACCCUCUGCACAACCAAUUGACCACAGUUGGCACUGCCUGGCCCCAUAUGUAUAGCACCAGCGUGAUAGACACGGCAGCCCCCAUUUCGAUGGCCAGCAGUGAUUACAGUGCCUACGGCGUGCCUAUCAAGCCUCUUUGCCAUGGAGGACAGACUUUACCAGCUAUCCCGGUGCCAAUAAAGCCAACCCCGGCCUCCGUGCCAGGUCUAUCGGCGUUGCCUGCGCCCAUUCCGGCUAUCCUGUCGAACUCUCCGCCGUCGCUUAGUCCAACUUCUCCUCAAACAGCUACGAACCAAAGCAGUCCUGCCACCCCGAGUGAGACUCUGACAAACCCCUCUUCGACCCUGCAGUCUGUGGCAGUGCACUGACAAGAACGGUUUUCCGGGGCUUGACACUGCAGGUUUUUAUCAAUUCCAAAGUUUUAUUUUAUUUUUCCAUCCAUGAAAACGAAACACCUUCUUAGAGGCAUUAAGGCAAGAAAUGUGCUGUUUGCAUUAAUGUUUAUUUUGAAGCUUGGCUGGGAGUUUCACCACUCUGUUUACAGGAGUUUACGUACAUAGUUACGGUACGUGGUUUUUGGAAGCACAAAGAAUCAAUAGCGUUUACUAUUUGCCAUCUGAAAUGAUAAUUGUCUAGUGGCUUUGAAGAUGGGAUACCAUAAUUGUGGUUACUAUAAUUAUGUAUGUGGGAGCAAAGGCAAUAUAAUUGUUUCAAUUGUCGUCGAAAGCGUUUUUAAAUACAAAACUCAAUCUGAAUUGCUAAUCAUCCCAAACUUCCGAGAGAAUGUAUUUCCGUUCGUCAUUAUUGUCGAGUAUCGCUUUAGAUUAAUAAUGAAACUAUGGAUGAUCUUUGUUUAUUCAUUAAGUUAACGACCCACAGACGUAUUCCCUUGUUGUUUAGAGUUGACACUACAGUGGGUGACAGCAGAGUAAUUUAAAUAAAAAAAUAAGAAAGGCUACUUUUGUACAUUAAAUGUUAAAGACAAGACACAUUUCAUUCAGCAUUCGUCCUGGUGGCUCAUAAUUGUUAAAUAAACAUUUUUGCAAACUCGGUUUUCUUUGCAAGGUUUAUACAUUAACACUUAAAGGUCUAAGAGUGCUUGUUGCUUUUGGUAUACCAAAUACCUAGUUAUUAGAUUAAUAGUCAUAAAUUAUGAAAACAUGAACAAUCACAGUAUAGCAUUUCCUUAAGUAUUCAGACUUGAAACGUAAUGAUAUAUGAAGACGUAAACGGUGCUCAGUGCAUUGGAAAUAAAGGUGUAAAUUAUUGCAAAUAAUUGAUAUUAAAAUGUGUAAAAUGCACUUUUUUAGUUAAAUGUUUUAGAGUUUCUGUAGUUUACAGAAAAAUGUUGUUCUGUGAACCAUUAAGUUAAAAGCUGUGGUGACCAUAUGUAAUAAAUCAUGUACAUUUUUACCUUUUCUGUACAGAUAAAGCAUGCUAUUUCCAAA
Messenger RNA from Lepisosteus oculatus (spotted gar), 2787 nucleotides. It is a transcript of the gene foxb1a, whose product is annotated as forkhead box B1a. Lineage: Eukaryota; Metazoa; Chordata; Actinopteri; Semionotiformes; Lepisosteidae. The record is from RefSeq and is a predicted model, not a curated record. Gene Ontology annotation, molecular function: DNA-binding transcription factor activity, RNA polymerase II-specific; RNA polymerase II cis-regulatory region sequence-specific DNA binding. Gene Ontology annotation, biological process: anatomical structure morphogenesis; cell differentiation; regulation of transcription by RNA polymerase II.